Molecule: messenger RNA, 2265 nt
Organism: Cynara cardunculus var. scolymus (artichoke)
Lineage: Eukaryota; Viridiplantae; Streptophyta; Magnoliopsida; Asterales; Asteraceae
Product: phospholipid:diacylglycerol acyltransferase 1-like
Exons: 6
Coding region: 124-2139 (671 amino acids)
Biological process (GO): lipid metabolic process
Cellular component (GO): cytoplasm
Source: RefSeq, a predicted model, not a curated record
CGCCGCAACCAUCAUCCUCCGCGGCUGCCGGACUACCAAACCGUGGUUGCGUACUCCAUCGGUUUCAACACCGGAGUUCACGUUUCUUUCUCUAUUUGCUGAUUGAAUCUACUUGAAGUAAUAAUGGCAACAAUUCGGAGAAGGAAGCAACCGGAGGAUGAAGUAGAGCAGCGUCCGGAUCCGAAGCUAGACGAAGACGAUGAUAAGGAAGAAAAAGCAUCCAAGAGGUCAGAGAAGAAGAAUAAGAGCAAAAAUUAUUCGUGUAUUGAUAACUGUUGCUGGUUUGUGGGAUGCGUAUGCUCGGCGUGGUGGCUAUUGUUGUUUCUAUACAAUGCGAUGCCGUCGUCUUUCCCUCAAUAUGUGACGGAGGCGAUCACUGGACCGUUGCCGGAUCCUCCCGGAGUUAAAUGUUUGAAGGAAGGUUUGAAGGUGAAACAUCCGGUGGUGUUUGUGCCGGGGAUUGUGACCGGCGGACUUGAGCUGUGGGAGGGGCAUCAGUGUAUGCAUGGAUUGUUCCGGAAGAGGCUUUGGGGAGGCACUUUUGGCGAAGUCUAUAAGAGGCCUUCAUGCUGGGUACAACAUAUGUCGCUAGACAACAAAACUGGGAUGGAUCCUCCGGGUAUAAGGGUUAGACCUGUCAGUGGACUUGUAGCUGCUGACUAUUUCGCUCCAGGAUAUUUCGUAUGGGCCGUUUUGAUUGCUAACUUGGCUCGUGUUGGGUAUGAAGAAAAAAAUAUGUAUAUGGCUUCAUAUGACUGGAGACUCUCAUUUCAAAACACAGAGGUAAGAGACCAGACAUUGAGCCGGAUAAAGAGCAAUAUAGAACUGAUGGUUGCUACAAAUGGUGGGAAAAAGGCGGUUGUCAUUCCACAUUCAAUGGGUGUUAUCUACUUUUUGCAUUUCAUGAAAUGGGUGGAAGCACCAGCUCCAAUGGGCGGUGGAGGUGGAUCAGAUUGGUGCGCUAAACACAUAAAGGCAGUGAUUAAUAUUGGUGGACCAUUUUUAGGUGUCCCAAAAGCCAUAGCUGGGCUUUUCUCAGCCGAAGCCAAGGAUAUUGCAUCUGCCAGGGCCCUUGCACCAGGUGUCUUGGACUCGGAUUUAUUUCAAAUCCAAACGUUGCAACACCUAAUGAGAAUGAGUCGCACCUGGGAUUCAACAAUGUCCAUGAUACCAAAAGGUGGGGACACUAUUUGGGGUGGCAUUGACUGGUCCCCUGAGGAAGGAUAUUCUCCGAGUAAGAGAAAGCAGGGGAAAAACGACACUAAACUGUCCAUCCAAAAUGAGUCAGCAAGUAAAGUGUGUGAAUCAACACAGGCAAAUUACGGAAGGAUGGUAUCAUUUGGAAGAGAAGUAGCAGAGGCACCUUCAUCAGAUAUCGAGAGGAUAGAGUUCAGGGGUGCUGUGAAAGGUAACAAUGUUGCAAAUAAUACUUGUCGUGAUGUGUGGACCGAAUACCAUGAUAUGGGAUUUGGUGGUAUCAAGGCUGUUUCCGAGUACAAGGUCUUUACAGCUGGAGAAAUUGUGGAUAUGCUCGAGUUUGUUGCCCCAAAAAUGAUGGAAAGGGGCAGUGCUCAUUUUUCUUAUGGGAUUGCGGAGAAUUUGGAUGACCCAAAAUAUGCACAUUACAAAUACUGGUCCAACCCGUUGGAGACAAAGUUACCAAAUGCUCCCGAUAUGGAGAUUUAUUCGAUGUAUGGAGUCGGCAUCCCGACUGAGCGAGCAUACAUUUAUAAGCUCACUCCUGCAGCAGAAUGCUACAUUCCUUUCCAGAUUGACACAUCAGCAAAGGAUCAAAACGAGGAUGGCUGUUUAAAGGACGGAGUUUAUACCGUGGAUGGUGACGAGACCGUCCCAGCGCUAAGUGCAGGUUUCAUGUGUGCAAAAGGGUGGCGUGGCAAAACCCGAUUCAAUCCUUCGGGUAUCAAGACUUACGUUCGGGAGUAUGAUCACAACCCUCCAUCUAACUUUCUCGAGGGCCGUGGCACGCAGAGUGGGGCCCACGUCGAUAUAAUGGGUAACUUCCAAUUGAUCGAAGAUGUCAUACGGGUUGCAGCCGGGGCCACGGGCGAAGAGCUGGGAGGUGAUCAGGUCUAUACAGGCAUAUUCGAGUGGUCCGAAAAAAUCGACUUGAAGUUAUGAAACUGAAACUUAAAUUAAAACAGUAUACAAAAACAAGAUUGUGAAAGAUGUAACUUUAAAUUAAAUGUGAUGUAUAUUUGUUUUGUAAGAUGUUGAUUCCUGAAAUACUCAAUGUAGAAUUUGUUU